AUGGAAGUACUUAAGGUAGAAAGUUAUUGGGAAAAUGAGAUUCAGGUAGAGUGUUUGAGGGUAGAUGAGUAUGUUGCAGAAAAACUAAGGGAGCCAAACAUAGGAAAAGUACCUUCCAUAGUUGUUGAUGCUGAUAUGAAAAGUAGCCGAACAAAAAUGAUGACAAAGGAUGAGUAUGAAAUUAACUUUAUGAUGAGGAGUCAGUUGUUGAUUUUGAUAGUGAUGGUGAGGUUUAGAGAAGCUGUGCAAAAUUAUGCUUUCAAUAAUGGCAAAGAAAUUAAAACACUUAAAAAUGACAAUAAGAGGGUGAUUGUUAACCGUACACAGGAGGGUUGUCUUUGGAGAAUAGGGUUGAGGAAAUCUUAUGUGGUUGCUAAAAGGUGGUCAACUGAAUUAAAAGACCACCCUGAUUGGAUGAUGAAAAAUUUCAACGAUAUGGUGUGUAGUCAGGAGGGAUUUUAUGUUAGUGAUUCACAAGCCUAUAGGGCUAUUUGGAAGGCAAAUAAACUAAGAGAAGGUAAGGAGGAAGAUAAUACCUUCAAGAGGAUUUGGAGUUGUUGUGCAGAAAUGUCAAGAACAAACCCCAAAACAACAUGUGUUGUGAAACUUAGUGAUUUAACUGAUGAAAGUGGCAAUCACAGAUUUAUGAGAAUUAUAUUUCCACUAGCAUAUGUUGUUGUGGAAGGGGAGAAAAAGGAGUCCCGGACUUGGUUUCUACAGCUUCAGAAGGAAGAUUUGGAUAUAACUGAGACAGUUGAGAAUGUAUACUGCUUCAUUAGUGAUAAACAAAAUGGAUUGAUUCCAACCUUUGAGAUUGUGCUACCUACUGUGGAGCAUCGAUUUUGUGUGAGACACCUUCAUGCAAAUAUGAAGGUGGCAGGUUUCCAAGGGAAGGCACUUAAGGAUUCUCUAUGGGCUUGUGCUAAGGCAACCAUUGUGAAUGCAUUCAAGGUUGCAUUAAGCAAACUUAGGGACUUAGAUGAAGAUGCAAAUCAAUGGCUUGGUGAUAAGAGUCCAACAGAGUGGUCUAGAUCCCACUUCUCUACAAACUCCCACUGUGACAUGUUGGUAAAUAACAUAUGUGAGCCUUGGAAUGCAUCUAUAUUGGAGGCAAGGGACAAGCCAAUUAUUGACUGCCUUGAAAUGCUUAGGAAAAUGUUGAUGGGCAAAUUCUUUAAGAAAAGACAGAAAACAUCAGACUGA
Molecule: messenger RNA, 1203 nt
Organism: Ipomoea nil (Japanese morning glory)
Lineage: Eukaryota; Viridiplantae; Streptophyta; Magnoliopsida; Solanales; Convolvulaceae
Exons: 4
Coding region: 1-1203 (400 amino acids)
Biological process (GO): DNA transposition
Molecular function (GO): DNA binding; transposase activity
Source: RefSeq, a predicted model, not a curated record